GGCGGCGGGGCCGGGAGCCGGCCGGGAGCGCGGGCGCCCAUGGAGGGGGCGGGCGGGGCCGCGCCGGUUUACUGUCGCUACCGGGAUGGAUGACUUAAACCUGCACUACAGGUUCCUGAACUGGAGGCGGCGGAUCCGGGAGAUCCGCGAGGUGCGAGCCGUCCGCUACCAGGAGAGGUUCAAGCACAUCCUCGUGGACGGGGACACCCUCAGUUACCAUGGGAACUCGGGCGAAGUCGGCUGCUACGUUGCUCCGCGGCCCCUGACCAGAGACAACAACUACUUCGAGGUGUCCAUCGUGGACAGCGGCGUGCGUGGGACCAUUGCCGUGGGCCUCGUGCCCCAGUACUACAGCCUGGACCACCAGCCGGGCUGGCUGCCUGACUCCGUGGCGUACCAUGCGGAUGACGGGAAGCUCUACAGCGGCCGAGCCAAGGGCCGGCAGUUUGGCACCAAGUGCAGCUCCGGGGACCGCAUUGGCUGCGGCAUCGAGCUGGUCUCCUUCGAAGUGCAGACGGCCCAGAUCUUCUUCACGAAGAACGGGAAGAGGGUGGGCUCUACCAUAAUGCCGCUGUCCCCCGACGGGCUCUUCCCGGCCGUGGGCAUGCACUCGCUGGGCGAGGAGGUCCGGCUCCACCUCCACGCGGAGCUGGGCACCGAGGAAGACGACAGCAUCAUGAUGGUGGACAGCUACGAGGACGAGUGGGGGCGGCUGCACGAUGUGAAGGUGUGCGGCACGCUCCUGGAGUACGUGGGCAAGGGCAAGAGCAUCAUCGACGUGGGGCUGGCCCAAGCCCGGCACCCGCUCAGCACCCGCAGCCACUACUUUGAGGUGGAGAUCAUCGACCCCGGCGAGAAGUGCUACAUCGCCCUGGGCCUGGCCCGCAAGGACUACCCAAAAAACCGGCACCCCGGCUGGAGCAGGGGCUCGGUGGCCUACCACGCAGACGACGGGAAGAUCUUCCACGGCAGCGGCGUGGGCGACCCGUUCGGGCCCCGCUGCUACAAGGGCGACAUCAUGGGCUGCGGCAUCAUGUUCCCGCGCGACUACAUCCUCGACAGCGAAGGUGACAGCGACGACACCUGCGACACGGCCGACGUGAGAGCCAAGCCCCGCGGCGUCCGGAACGUCAUGUACCUGCACCAGGAGGAGGAGGAGGAGGAGGAAGAGGAGGAGGAGGAAUACGACGGCGAGGACAUGGAGCAGGAGCACGAAGGCAAGAAGGUGGUGGUGUUCUUCACCCGCAACGGGAAGAUCAUCGGCAAGAAGGACGCGGUGGUGCCCGCCGGCGGGUACUUCCCCACCGUGGGCAUGCUGAGCAGCGGCGAGAAGGUCAAGGUGGACUUGCACCCGCUCAGCGGCUAGGCCCGGGGCGGGGGGGGGGGGGGGGGGAGCCGGGGGGGGCACUGGUGAAGCAGGUGCCCCACGGCCCUGCCUGCUCCCACCCCCACCCUCCGGUGCCGCCCCCCUUCCCGCCACCCCCCACGCACUUUAACGCCUCUGCCCCGUGGCCCCUGGCGUUGGGGCACCCCCCCCCCCACUUGUCCCCCUGUGUUAUUGCAGGGGGGGGUCCCUAAUCCCCCCCCCCACCCUGGGCCCCUUGCUGCCCCCCUGGUGCCCCUUUGGAAGGGCUUG
Messenger RNA from Rhea pennata, 1636 nucleotides. RefSeq names its product SPRY domain containing 3 (gene SPRYD3). Gene Ontology annotation, molecular function: protein binding. Lineage: Eukaryota; Metazoa; Chordata; Aves; Rheiformes; Rheidae. The transcript is spliced from 11 exons. The record is from RefSeq and is a predicted model, not a curated record. Bases 86 to 1366 code for a protein of 426 amino acids.